AAUAAAAAAUAUAGAAUGUAGGAUAUCCAUAUGUCCGGCCAUUAAUUUGACAAACGCAUCUGUAGCGAAUAUAUUAACACUUGAAUGCAGUGUAUAUAGUCCCCGGAUAUAGUAUUGACGGUGGGCUUUGCUUUGUACGGCGAAGGAGUGAUUGAGGCGGAAUGAUAUUAAUAACAUUUCGGUGCCUCUUCUUAUUGGCUUCCAGUCUAAAUUGGUGUCCACGACGAAAACAACAGCGAUGUCAUUUAACGAUACUGGACGCGUGAUGUUUUAGACUAAGGUGUAUUUAAUAAAGCAACUCUACCUUAGCAUUGUCGCUGCUAACUAGCUUGCUUUGCUACCAUUAGCCCCAGAGCUAAGUCGUUUGAAUGUUGGCGUCUGGUACUUUUGUUGUCUGUUCACACUGUAGGGAGUUCGUAGCGUAUGUCCAGCUGCCAAAGCAGCAGUUGUGUUUGUGUGAUGCGUGUAGGUGUACGUUGUCGGAACAAGUUUCCACUUGAGAGUUGCUAAUAUCUUUCCGUUUAGAUCUGUCUACAAAAUCGAACUCUUCUAGCAAAUCGGGGGUAAAGAUACAGGUUAAACGGACGUUAACAUCAGUGACAGAGGGAUGUGAAAUGUAAUUAAACCAGCACCACCAGUAACAAAAUUAAACGCUCUGAGUUAUUAUUAUUUUUUAUUUUGUCUGAAAAAAACAAACAAACCAAAAACGCCAAAACAACCCAAAUUGCACGGAGGCAGUAACUGUGACAGUGGCAUCGGCCACAAGUACUAUGAAAGAUCCAUGAAUAGUCAGGCUGAUCCUAGUGAUGCAAAAGUGGAAAGUUUCAGUGAUGGAGAACUCAAGGAAAAGAAGUGCACGAUAUGCGGUCAGAUCCUCAGCACGGAGAGCCAGCUGCAGAAGCAUCUUCGCGAGCAUGAGGUCAAUGACAAGCCUCACCGAUGUGACCAGUGCCCGCAGACAUUCAAUGUGGAGUUCAACCUCACUCUCCACAAGUCCACACACACCACCUCGGACUUCACCUGUCCAACAUGCAAUAAAAAGUUCUCACGCAUCGCCAGUCUCAAAUCUCACAUCAUGCUGCACGAGAGGGAAGAGAACCUGAUCUGUGUAGAGUGUGGAGAUGAGUUUAUUCUCCAGAGCCAGCUCUCUCUGCACCUGGAUGAGCACCGUAAAGAGCUGUCAGGCGUCAAGGUCUACACCUGCAAGACCUGCGACAAGGAGUUCAAGACGUUUGCGCACCUCAAGGAGCACACCAAGACUCACGUCAAGAUGAGACCGCUCACCUCCAGUUCAAGAAACUACAAGAAAAACAUUGAUCGCAGCGGUUUCACCAACAGCUGCCAUCACUGUGGAAAAGCUUUCAAAAAACCGAGUCAGCUUGUGAGACACAUACGAAUACACACAGGUGAACGGCCGUACAAGUGUCUCCACUGCAACAAGGCUUUCAACCAGAAGGUGGUGCUGCAGACUCACAUGGUGAGACACACCGGAGCGAAACCUCACCUCUGCAUAUUCUGCCCAGCAUCCUUCUCUCAAAAAGGCAACCUUCACUCCCACGUUCAGAGAGUACACUCGGAGACCAAAGGAGUGUCUCUGUUCCCGUGCAUGGACUGCAGCUGUGUGUUUAAAAAGCUUGGCAGUCUGAAUGCCCAUAUCAGCAAGAUGCACAUCUCUGUGGUUGAAGUCCCCUCCGGCACUCCAGAGCCAGAGAUGGCAGGUCAGGGUUCAGGAGUUUCAGAGGCAAGUGAGGGGGUGACAGAUGUCAUCCAGCAACUUCUGGAGCUUUCUGAACAGGUCAGUGGAGAGACGGCGCAGUCUCAACCUUCAGAGCCAGCUAUUGCCAUGGAAACUGCCAUCAACCAGGACAUUUUGCAGCAAGCACUUGAAAACAGUGGGCUUAGUGUGGUCCAGCCGCAGGGUGAUACCAGUUCUAGAGACACACAAAACCCAGCCACAGAGGGUGCUGCUGCAGAAAGCAAGAAACUUCAUCUCUUAGACAAACCAGUCAGGGAGAGGAAAAGGAGCAUUUUCAAGAAACCUGUUCAAAUGCCAGGCUCUAUUAGAGAAGAGAAUGGGGUUCGUCUGCAUGGCUGCCCCUACUGCGCCAAAGAGUUCAAGAAACCCAGCGACCUUGUCCGACACAUCCGCAUCCACACCCACGAGAAGCCUUUCAAGUGCAAACAGUGCUUUAGGGCUUUUGCUGUUAAAAGCACCCUGACAGCACAUAUGAAAACGCAUUCUGGUGUCAAGGCCUUCGAGUGUCAGCGCUGUCUCAAGUGCUUCUCCACUUCUGGCAGCAUGAAGGUGCACAUGCGAUUGCAUACAGGUGACCGUCCUUUCUCCUGCCCUCACUGUGACAAGAUCUUCCGCACGUCGGGCCACAGGAAGACGCACAUCGCUUCACACUUCAAAAACCUGCAGCAGAAAAAGCACAGGUUCCCGCGGAAAACCAACAAAGCCAAAGUGUCAAAGAAUAACAUCCCUCUGUCUGACAUCCCCUUGCAGGAACCCAUUCUCAUCACUGACUUUGGGCUCAGUGCAUCCCAGAAUUCUCGCCUGACCUUCCAGCAGUACCUGGAGGUGACGGACAGUGACAGGCCAUAUAAAUGCCAAUUCUGCAGUAAGACCUAUAAGAAAUCAAGCCAUCUGAAGCAGCACGUCAGGUCUCACACGGGAGAACGGCCCUACAAGUGUGUACAGUGCGGUCGAGGUUUUGCGUCUUCUGGAGUCCUCAAAGCUCAUAUCAGGACACACUCUGGCCUGAAGGCGUACAAGUGCCUGACGUGCGACACAACGUUCACUACCAGCGGAAGCCUGCGGCGUCACAUGACUACCCACAGUGACCUACGACCUUACAUGUGUCCAUAUUGCCAGAAGACGUUCAAGUCAUCGCCCAACUGUAGAAAGCACAUGAAGACACACAGGUUUGAACUGGCUCAGCAGCUGCAGCCACAGACAUCAGAAGACCCUCUUGAAUCCAGCACUGUGGCCCAUGACAUACAGGUAGAAAUAGAGAGCAGUGACCUGCAGCAAGCAUCUGCCUCCUCAGCAGAGCAGCAGAGUAUUCUGGGACUGAGUCAGACAGAGGUAGUGAAUGGAGGAAUGGAGGCAUCAUUGGGUGAUCAACCUCUGGUGCAGGAGGAAGAGUCAUAUGUGACGACCCAGCAUUCUUUAUCUCAGACCAUCAGUCAGUUUGAGACGCCAGCACUUCCUCAAACUUCAUUUGAUCAGCAAGGGCUGACGCAAGGCUUCAACAUCACUGAGUCCAAUUAUAAUCAGUCCCAGUUCUCCACCGUCCAGCAGCUGCAGGACUCCAGCACCCUUGAAUCUCAGGCCCUGUCCUCAAGUUAUCACCCCCCAAAUCUGCUUCAUGUUCCCACAGCCGAAGUGACUAAUGGUCUCCUUCAGCAGAGCAGCCAGAAUGACCUUCAGUUGAAUGAGACUCAGGACUAUCAGGACGACUGUGAGGACAGCAGCAAGAGAGCCUACAGGUGCUCCUGGUGUAACAAAGGCUUCAAAAAGUCGAGCCAUCUGAAGCAGCAUGAACGUUCCCAUACUGGAGAGAAACCGUAUACAUGUCACCAGUGUGGAAGAGCCUUUGUAUCAUCUGGAGUGUUAAAGUCCCAUCUUAACACACACACAGGAGUAAAACCCUUCAAGUGUCGACUUUGCAAUGCAUCGUUUACCACCAACGGUAGCCUGAACCGUCACAAAAUCGUCCACCUCAACUCCUUCAAGUGUUCCAUGUGUGACGAGAGCUUCAGAACAAGCCUGCUGUAUAAAAAACAUAUGAAAAAGGAACAUGACGUGGCUAGUCACAUCAUAGGCCUGGAGGGACCGGAUGUCGAGGAAGAGGAGGAGAGUGACCAGAAGCUGGCAAAAAGAAGGGGUAUGGAGAUAAUUACCUUCACAAAGGAGCAGGCAGAAGAGCUGGCCAAAGAUCCUGGGGAGGAGGCCUCGGUGUCGGAGCGGAUUCUUGCUCAGUCAGCAGCUGAGAGAGAUCGUAUCAGCGAGAUCAAGGAUAAGGCUGUGGAGCUGGAGACAGAACCCAAGUUUUCUAAUUGUUGCCCUUACUGCCCAAAGAGCUUUAAAAAGCCCAGUGACCUGGUCAGGCACAUCAGGAUCCAUACAGGAGAGAAACCUUACAAGUGUGAAGAAUGUGGGAAGAGUUUUACAGUGAAGUCUACUCUGGACAGUCACGUGAAAACACAUGCAGGUCAAAAACUAUUCAGCUGUCACAUGUGCAACACCUCCUUCUCCACAAAAGGCAGCUUGAAGGUGCACAUGCGCCUCCAUACCGGCUCCAAGCCUUUCAAGUGUCCUUUUUGCGAACUCCGCUUCAGAACAUCAGGACAUCGUAAAACCCACAUCCAGUUCCACUUGCGGCCAAACGGAGACUCUCGCAAAUGCAAGCGCUCAACGUCGUCAGCGGUUCAUACCAGCCAGAGUCAGGAUGUGAUGACGAGUCACGUCAUUACCCCGGCGCAGGGACAGCACACGCCUGUUACGGAAGCUCUUCAGACUCUACUACCAUCGUCCAACUCUGACCCCAAUAUUUACCUUCAAUCCAACCAGGUCCUAACAGGACAGUUUGACCAAAGUCUGCUGCAGCAGGGGCUGGUGGGACAGGCCAUCCUGCCGGCAUCUAUGUCAGCUGCAGGAGACCUAACUGUUUCACUCCCUGAUGGCCUCACAACCCUGGAUGGCAUUCACCUGCAGCUGACGCCAGCCAAUCUGGUCUGCCCGAACGUCCAGAUCUCUGCUAUUGACACCAGCAACAUCAACAAUAUCACAGUGCAGAUUGACCCAACCCUUCUCCAGCAGACUUUACAACAGGGUCUCCUCUCUCAUCCCUUGAGUGUGGACGCCGGCCUUGUCUCCCACUCCAACAGUCAGCUAAUGUCCACCACAGAGGCUUCAGCUAAUGUCGUCAUUCACCCACUGACCAGUCUGGCUCUGCAGCCCCCAACAAUUACACCUGCACAGGUCACAAUGGCCGGACUCACAGAGCAGGAUGCUACAGGUUCCCAGGACCUGACCCAUGUCAUGAGUAACUCUGGGCUGGUAGCUGGAGGCAGCAGUGGGCAGGAGAUCACACUGACCAUCAACAACUCCUCCCUGACCCAAGCACUUGCUCAGGUGCAGGCUCAGGCCUCAGUUGCAGGGUCAAGUGGUGUAGCAGGGAAUCAUCAAGAGAUCACCCUCACUAUAUCAGGACAGGAUCUGCUCCCACAGCAUAGCAGCCAUAAUGCUACUGAUAUUAGCGGCAGCAUUCGGCUAGUGUCAGCACUUAACCACCAGCCCACCCCCACGACCCUAACCAUCACCAAUGACCACCUCCUACCUCACAGUCCAGCCAACACUGGAAUGGCAGUAACCAGCCUGCCAUCAAGCACCACUUUAUCACAUACUGCCGUGUCGCAGAGCCUUGUGAUGUCAUCAGGAGGUGUGGCUGUGGAUGGCAGCGUGACACUUACACUUGCUGAUGCCCAGGGAAUGUUGGAUGGUGUUACUUUGAACCUCAAUGCUCAGGGUCAGACUUUUCCUGCAGUGCUGACUGAUGCUGGUCUGCCAGGUCAACAGUCCAGCUCAGGUCAGGAAAUUAUACUGGUCAGCCACCCAUCUGCAAAUGGAGCCUCUGACAAUGGAUAUAAUAUCCCCGACGAUGGGCAAAAGAGUGAAAAAGAUGACCGGACAGAUGGUGAAAAUAAUAACCAUUGUUACUACUGUGACAAAGUGUAUGAGACCGCCAAUGGACUAAAACACCACUGCAAACAAGUUCAUGGCAAAGACCGCUGCUUUGUCUGUGUUGUCUGUAACAAGGCUUUCAAACGAGCCACACACCUAAAGGAACAUGAGCGAGUGCACAAGCCCGGGCCGUCACUCAGCUCGCAGAAACCCCGAGUCUUUAAGUGCUGCUCCUGCUCGAAGGCCUUCGCCAAGCGCAGCCAGCUGGAGAGGCACAAUCGAACACACACAGGUGAACGUCCCUUCAAAUGCCCUCAAUGCGACAAGGCCUUCAACCAGAAGAGUGCGCUGCAGGUCCACAUGGUCAAACACACUGGAAAAAAGCCUUUCGUGUGCGAGGUGUGCAACAUCAGGUUCACGCAAAAGAGCAACAUGAAGCACCACAUGAAAAGAGCCCACGGCUACAUUCAGAUCCAGGAAGUGCAUCUGCGACAAGCUCAGGCCGCGGUAACUCCUGAGCUUGACCUGGAGGUUGUUCCCGAAUCAUCUGGGGACUGGCAGAAUGUAUUUUCCUGACAGGUAUCAAGAGUUUCUAAGUCAACAGAGAUUUGCCAAAAAUCUAUCUUUUCUCCUUCUAACCUGUCGUCCAGUUAGAAACAUGUUAAAUUUUGCUUCACUACAUAUCAGGGGCUCUCAAUGUCAUAGCAGUGUCUUCAUAUUAAUCCAAAUUUACAGAGAAGGAAGAGGGGUCUGGUUCCCUCUAAAUGGCUUAAUGACUCUCAUCUGUUUUGCUACUGUCUGAUUGUCAUCAAUACUAAAACCUCCGGAGAGGUUUUGGCUCGAUAAGCACAGGAAAGAAAAAACAAAUCCCGAUAAAGACUGCAGUCAAUCCCGCCCAUGUUUGAAAGUAAAUUUGAGGAAGAAAAAAAGUCCUUUAGAAUUAACACUCUUAGCUGCAAACACAGUUUUACACAGGUUUACAUUUUUUAAAUUAUUUAUUUUGUACAUAAUUUUGAGACAUGUUUGGAUUAUGUUGUGAAGCAGCUCCAAAACUGUUUGUAAAUUUUCGAAGGCUCUUCCUUAUCGGAGGCUGCUCCAGCUUUUUUAUGGCGUGUACAUGUCAUUAUGAUUUAAACCCAGCAGUGCACCCAUGACCUUUACUGUAGUUAAUUUUGUAAAAAGUCUUGUUAGAGUGCAUAUAUAUUUUCUGAGGAUAGGUCACAACCUACAGAGGUUGUGCAGAAUCAUAUACUGAUGCAGUUGUCAUGAAGUAAAAGCAAGUGUACAGGUAAUACAUUUUUGUCUCGCUUUUUUGCAGUUGUAUUUUCUAUUGUCUACAAUAAAUUAAGAUAAUUAAAAAGUAAUUUUUGUAUUAAUUUGUUUCUCUUUUUUUGUUUUUAUUCUUGUUUUGUUAAUUACAAACUGUAUGUUAAACAUCCAGUCUCUUCAUUCAAUUUUUUGAAAGAAUAUUUGCUGUUGUUAGUUAAAACGCUAACUUUUUUUGGCACAGAAAAGACAGUUUGGUCUAAUAAAUACCAAGAGAACAGCAUGGUCGUAAUAAAGUGAAAAUAUACUGGACAGGUAUUGUGACAAUACCUUAGGUUGGUUAAUGUACUCCAAAUACUAUUAAAAGUGCUGUGCACUGUCACCACUGUUUUUAUCAGCGCCCUUAGUUUCGAUCCAGCAUGGUUCCAUUUGAAGAAGAAAAAGCUCCGAUUAAUCCUUUUUUUCAUGUUCUAAACCCUUUUUUGUUUUUUCAGUGUUAGAUCUCAAAAUCUUUGUCCCAGUCCAGUUUUCCUGCACUGUAACCAGAGUGGUCUUCUACGUUAAUAUUGUGUUUUUCUCAAAGCCAAUAAAUAUUUAAGGACCCACAGUAUGGCCAGCAGUGUUGCCUCUUCGUAACAUUGUCUGUUAGUGAAAUUUUGAGUUGUUUUCUUUAACUGUGCCUGAGACAGACCGUGUCUGCUUCCAUCGAAACUACCUGGAGUUGUGUCGGAAUGUUAUUAUUAUUACUUGGUGUUGUCCGAUUGCCAAAAAAUACCUCUAACCUAAUCUUUUUUUAAUGAGUCCAAAAAUGAUUAAACCCAUAGUUUAGAUGGGAUACUACUGCUCUAAAUCCAGUAUUUUCAGUGACAUUGUAGAAACCAGGGCAAACCUUUCGUCUGCUGAGUUGCUCUGAUGCAAUAAAACCAUUUUCUUUAUGAGGCACAUAAGCUGUCGUAGACAAAGCAAACACACAAACAAAAGAAUGGUUUUAUAAUUUUUAAUUAUUUUUACUCUCAGUUAAGUGGCUGGUCAUGUUUUAUUACACAUUGAAGAGGAUGUUUACAUUCAAUCAUUUGAAAGAAAACAACACGACACUCAUCUUGAGGUGCAAGCGAACACAGACAG
Messenger RNA from Cynoglossus semilaevis (tongue sole), 8080 nucleotides. It is a transcript of the gene znf236, whose product is annotated as zinc finger protein 236. Gene Ontology annotation, biological process: regulation of transcription by RNA polymerase II. The record is from RefSeq and is a predicted model, not a curated record. Gene Ontology annotation, cellular component: nucleus. Lineage: Eukaryota; Metazoa; Chordata; Actinopteri; Pleuronectiformes; Cynoglossidae. Gene Ontology annotation, molecular function: DNA-binding transcription factor activity, RNA polymerase II-specific; zinc ion binding; RNA polymerase II cis-regulatory region sequence-specific DNA binding. The transcript has 32 exons. The coding region runs from base 782 to 6265 and encodes 1827 amino acids.